AUGUCCGUCACCUACUGUCUUCAACUUUUCCAAGUCGCGCCUCGAAUGCUCAGCUGUGACCUUAGCCACGUUCGCGACACUCAACAAUUUCCUUCACCUAGCAAGCAUAUCGUCCCCCAACUUCUCCCGGUGCUGAAGAUUAACACCGACGGGCUCGAAAUAUCAGAAGCACUGGUCGGCGCCUUGUCUCUCCUUGCCUUGAAGGUGCUGGUUUAUGGCAAUGAGCAAACUGAAUCUUUGCGCUUCCUCUUGCAGCGCUCUUCCUCUCCCUUGACGAAAUUGCCGAUGAUAGACAAUGACGAGCUAGCAACAACCGACCUCACCUUAAUCUCCACGACUGCUCUCUCAGAGGAUGGCAAACCAACUUUCCUCCCUCAUCUUCAGUCUCUUUGCCUAUCAGGAGAGGACGAAUUCGCAUGGGAAGUCAUUCCUAGGGUAUUUCCACUCCCCCCUGCAUCCGAUGAAUGUCGCCAACGGCCCCUGAAAUUCCUGGGAAUUGAAAUAUCUGAGUGGUGUACGGUCCUGAUGGAGGAGCAGGUACUUGCGAAGAUAGAGGCACUCGUCAAUGUUGGAAUUGAUAUCAGCAUUACCGAAGAUCUGGCUCAGAGGGUGAAGGUGAUGGAGAAUGCUAAUGAGGACGAAAAUGGUGAUUUCGACAGCGAGUGA
Molecule: messenger RNA, 666 nt
Organism: Cyclocybe aegerita
Lineage: Eukaryota; Fungi; Basidiomycota; Agaricomycetes; Agaricales; Hemipholiotaceae
Source: the annotation of a GenBank genome assembly